This is a messenger RNA of Cylicocyclus nassatus, 1393 nucleotides long. The record is from the annotation of a GenBank genome assembly. NCBI's taxonomy places the organism in Eukaryota, Metazoa, Nematoda, Chromadorea, Rhabditida, Strongylidae.
GGAGUCGCCAUUGCAAGACAUGACAGCCGAAAAAGAGAAUAAAACUGAAGAAGAGCAUUCUCUACAUUUUACUGUCAAUCAUGUUCCAGAUCUGGGCAACUUGUUUCUGUUCGGAUUUCAGCAAAUGAUGUUGUGCUUCUCUGGACUACUCAUCAUUCCUUUUCUCCAAUCAAAUCUUGUAUGCGCUGGUGCGUCAACAAUCGAGCUCAGGGUGCGACUCAUAGCGGCUUCGUUCUUCUCCUCUGGGCUUGCAACCCUUUUGCAAACAACCUUUGGACUAAGGUUAUGCAUUCUACAUGGACCGUCGUUUUCAUUUUUACCUCCACUUCUUGCCUUUGCUGCUAUGCCAGAAAAUCAUUGCUCAGCAGAUUUGGAAACUAUUGUUCCAGAAGCAGAAUGGAAAGCAAAGAUUCAAAUGAUUCAAGGCAGUCUACUUACUUCCACGCUCACUUUCCUUCUUCUGGGAAUGACUGGCUUCAUAGGACAAAUUGCUAAACUUGUUGGACCUAUAACUAUCACACCGCUGCUGCUGUGGCUGUGCUUUGGCGUUGUGCCAACUAUGCACGAGAAAAUGUAUCUUCAUUGGAUUUCUAUAGUAACUUUCUGUCUUCUCAUUGCCAUGGGCGUUUUUCUUGAAAACGUCCGCGUACCACUGCCUUAUUUUUCGUUUGCUCAUCGGAAGUGGUAUGUGGGAAGGCCACGAAUAUUCGGGCAAUUUCCUUAUUUGUUAGCAAUCACGACUGCAUGGUUAAUUUGUUAUAUACUGACAGUCACUGGAGCAGAGCCAGAGGGAGGAGAAGCUAGAACGGAUAAAAAUCAUACCGUCGCCGUCAUAGCACAUUCUCCUUGGUUCCAAGUGCCUUACCCAGGACAGUUCGGCUUGCCGCAAAUCUCCGCUGGGCUCACUCUAGGCUUUGUAUCAUCAUGCAUCGCAUGCGCCAUCGAAAGUUUAGGAGACUAUCAAACAUGUGCCAGGGUUUCACACCAGCGACCUCCCCCCUCCUCGUCUGUAAAUCGAGCAGUCAUUUUUGAAGGAGUUGGUGCUAUAAUAGCCGGUUCCUUAGGAAUCGGGACCGGAGUCACCACAUACAGCGAAAACAUUGCGUUAAUGCAUAUAACCAGGGUAGUAAGUCGCUCUACCAUGCAAGUGGCUGGUGUACUGCUCAUACUGGCUGGGCUUUUCACCAAAUGUGCUGCAGUACUGGGUUCGAUACCGGAUGCCGUUAUUGGUGGAAUACUUGCAAUGGGAAUAUCUAUGAUAGCCGGUGUUGCGAUAGGAAAUUUGCAGAACGUUGAUCUACGGCUGACUCGCAAUCUCACAGUUAUGGGCACCGCCGUCCUGAUGGGAGCAGUAAUUCCCUAUCACUUUGACAAGAGCAAAGUUAAUACAGGU